Molecule: messenger RNA, 2123 nt
Organism: Phycodurus eques (leafy seadragon)
Lineage: Eukaryota; Metazoa; Chordata; Actinopteri; Syngnathiformes; Syngnathidae
Gene: gtpbp6
Product: GTP binding protein 6 (putative)
Exons: 11
Coding region: 355-1953 (532 amino acids)
Cellular component (GO): cytoplasm
Molecular function (GO): ribosome binding; GTP binding
Source: RefSeq, a predicted model, not a curated record
CGUAUGCAGGGAACAAAAUACCACCAAUUUUGAAUGACAUGAUAAAUUAUGAGUCCGGAAGGAAUACGAAAAAUCUAUCAUUUUGACUGCAUUAUAUUUUUACUCGGUAUUCGGCGACUAUGGACUUAUUGUAGCAUUCAGUCGUUGGGAGGUUUUGCCUGCAAGUACAAAUUUAGGGAUACACGAAGAAAUGUUAGCAAGUCAACGCAGUGGAUCAGCCGGAGCCGAACUAUUAAGAUAUUAUUAGAGAAAGGUCGAUAUGCAGUACAUUGUUGUGCUAUAUAAUUUCCAAGUAUGUAUGUAGUAUGAAGAAACGGUGUAUUAUGAAGUGAUUUAAGAGGCUCCUCGACUAACAUGGCAACCGUGAGGAGGAUUCGCGCGUGGUCGUCCCUCCUGCACCGAGCCUGCACACGCAACAGCCGGGCAGCAGCCUCGCUGGCCCCGGCGUGGACGAGCUGCAUUCCCCGGCACGGAGACGCCCCCGGGCCGCAGCGCAGCAGAGCGUUAAGCCUCUCUGGAUGCACCCUGAGGCGCUCUGACGACUUCACCGAGGACAGAGGUUUCACACAGCACGAUGAUGACGGAGAUGAGGAAGAAGACUCAAUGGAGGAGCAGGAGGCGGACGAGCUGUUCCGGGAGCUGCAGCCCCCCACGGCUCUGGCAGGGGGCCAACACCGGGUCUUUGUGGUCCACCCGGAUGUCAAGUGGGGAAGCAGGAAGCAGCACCUGACAACAGCCGAGUUGAUGAUGGCCGAGGCCGUGGCUCUGGUCAACACGCUGGACAAGUGGUCGGUGGUGGACAAGCUCAUCCUGUCCACCAAGACCCCGGAGAAGAAAAAGAUCUUUGGCAAAGGGAACUUCCAGAUGCUCACAGAGAAGAUCAGACGGACGGCGGGCGUCACCGCCGUUUUGGUCAACGUGGAGCGUCUCUCGCCGUUGUCCGAGAGGGAGCUGGAGGACGCGUGGGGGGUGAAGGUGUUUGACCGAUACUCGCUGGUGCUGCACAUCUUCCGCUGUAACGCCAAGACCAAAGAGGCCAAGCUGCAGAUCUCGCUGGCCGAAAUCCCUCUGCUAAGGUCGCGUCUGAAGAACGAAUUCCUCAGCUUGGACCAGCAGGGCGGAGGCGCUCGUUACAUCGGAGGCUCAGGCGAGACGCAGCUGGAGGUGCAGCAGAGGCUGCUGAGGGAGCGCGAGAUGAAGAUCCGCUCGGCGCUGGAAAAGCUGAGCAGGAAGCGCCGACUGCUUCGCUCCCGCCGGAAGCACAAGGAGUUCCCGCUGGUCUCCGUGCUGGGGUACACCAACUGCGGUAAAACGACGUUGAUCAAAGCGCUGACGGGCGACGCGGGGCUGCAGCCGCGAGAUCGGCUUUUCGCCACGCUGGACGUGACGGUGCACGCGGGCCAGCUGCCCGGGCGCGUGACGGUCCUCUACGCGGACACCGUCGGUUUCCUGUCGCGGCUGCCGCAUCAGCUCAUCGACUCGUUUGCCGCCACGCUGGAGGACAUCAAGCACUCGGACGCGUUGAUUCACGUGCGCGACGUGAGCCAUCCGGAGAACGUCAACCAGAAGGCCAACGUGCUGAACGUCUUGAGGGACCUGGGCAUGCCCGACGCGCUCAUGAACUCCGUGAUUGAAGUCCACAACAAGAUCGACCUCAUCGACGACUACGAGGCGACGGAAGCCGACGCCGUGGCCGUCUCGGCCCUGGAGGGGCGUGGCCUGGAGGCGCUGGCGGCGGCGGUGGAGCGGCGCGUCGUGGCCGCCACGGGCAAACGCGUCCUCAGCCUGAAGGUGGACCUCAGCACGCCGCAGCUAAGUUGGCUGUACAGGGAGGCCGCCGUGCAGGACGUGAGCGUGGACGCCGACGAGGGCUCGGCCGUCGUCAAGGUCGUCAUCGGCAACGCCGCCUACGGACGCUACAGGAAGAUGUUUGGCUCGCGGCGCGCGCCAUGAAGAUUUGAUGGUAACACACACGACUGAUUGUAUGGAUAAAAAAAAUAUAUAAUAAAUAAAUCAAUUUUUAAAACUAAAUAAUAAAAUGCUGCCAUUAUUACUUGCACACCACGUGGUUGCUGCUUGUUGCUUUCAGUGUUAAAAUGUUCCUUCCACCCCCCCCCCCCCCC